Molecule: messenger RNA, 879 nt
Organism: Sebastes umbrosus (honeycomb rockfish)
Lineage: Eukaryota; Metazoa; Chordata; Actinopteri; Perciformes; Sebastidae
Gene: mcee
Product: methylmalonyl CoA epimerase
Exons: 3
Coding region: 105-626 (173 amino acids)
Biological process (GO): L-methylmalonyl-CoA metabolic process
Cellular component (GO): mitochondrion
Molecular function (GO): methylmalonyl-CoA epimerase activity
Source: RefSeq, a predicted model, not a curated record
CUACUAGCCAUCGUUUCUCCCACAUGUGACGGUCUGGUGUCGCAGGUAAACAGGCUCACCGAGAAACACUUCCGGUGCUGCUUUUUUGGUUCCGACAUUGAAACAUGGCGUCCGCCGCGCUGAAGGUUGCAGUGGCAGGUCUUUCCAGAUGUUCUCGUCUCACCCUCCUGAGGGCACAUUCAACGACAGCACCGCUCCAUCAGGGCGUCCCUGGAUCACUCUGGAAACUGGGGAGGCUGAACCACAUCGCCAUCGCCGUCCCUGACAUGGAGAAGGCCACGGCUCUGUAUCGGGACGUGCUGGGGGCCACGGUGAGUGACAAGGUCCCCCUGCCCGAGCACGGCGUCUACACAGUGUUUGUGGAGCUCGGCAACACCAAGCUGGAGCUGCUGCAUCCUCUGGGGGAGAAGAGCCCGAUCGCUGGCUUCUUACAGAAGAACAAGUCUGGAGGGAUGCACCACAUUUGUAUUGAGGUAGACGACAUUAACGCUGCAAUAGCGGACCUGAAAGCAAAGAACAUCAGAACUCUGUCAGCGGAGCCUCGGAUAGGAGCUCACGGGAAACCGGUGAUGUUUCUCCACCCUAAAGACUGUGACGGCGUGCUGGUGGAGCUUGAAGAAGCGUGAACACCUCUGUCCGACGGCAGGGAUUGUUGGAGCUGUUAGUUCACAUUUAUAUAUUCCACAGAGUCACUAUGAUAACAAAUGUUGAUUUUGUAAUAUAGUUCUUUAUAGCACUUAGGUUUUGAUCUUCUCAUUUCAGAAAUGUGCCUCAAAGUUGUUCUUCCAGUUCUGUUCUUGACUUUCCGGUUGUGUAUAAAUAUAUAUAUUGUGAAUAAAUGGUAUUAUAAUGUGGUGUUCAGUGAAUGUUUGCAUUUGA